AUGACCUGUGAAUACAUGAAACAUACUGUUUGUUAUGUGUUGACAUUAGAACUCUUUGAAAUUUGGAUUCAGUUGACAGUCAUGUUUUCCAUCCUGCUGUUUUCAGGUUUCUGCCUGCUGCCGUUUUGCCUGCCUCGUCAGUAUCACUUCGUGAGGGAGUCUAGGAGCUGGGCCGAGGCUCAGAGCUUCUGCAGAUUCACAUACACUGACCUGGCCACUGUAGACAACAUGACAGACAUGAGCAGGCUGCUGGAGUCCGUCGACGGCACUUACAACGGCUCUGCAUGGAUUGGACUGUAUGAUGACCCAAAGAACAGCUGGAGAUGGUCUCUGGAGGGCCCUCAGUUCUACAAGGAGGGAGAAAAAGACUUCAGGAACUGGGUCACAACUCUAGCAGAUGUUUCAAGAAGAGAGCCUGUUUGUGUGAUAUUUGAUCGUGGCAUAUGGCACCUCUAUCCCUGUGAAACUCUGCUCUCAUUUGUUUGCUUUGAUGGAAGAGAAAAUGCCACUGAGAGUUUGGUUCUGAUAUCUGAAUUUAAAAACUGGACGGAAGCCCAACGGUACUGUAGAGAGCAUCACACAGAUCUGGCCAGCAUCAGGAACCAAAAGGAGAAUGGCAGAAUUGCCAGCAUAGUGGGACUGAAAGUGCAGCUGAGUUUUGUCUGGAUUGGGCUGUACAGGACCAGAAUAUGGUCCGACCAGAGUAACUCAUCUUUCAGAUAUUGGAAAGCAGAAGAACCAAAUGUGAACUUGGAACAUUUGAGUCCAUCCUGUGCUACUGUGUCCUUUGGAGAUUCAGGCAGAUGGAUUGAAGAAAGCUGCAACAUCACACUCCCCUUCAUCUGCCACAUGGCUUCGCCUGUCUCCCCUCGUCAGUAUCACUUCGUGAGGGAGUCUAAGAGCUGGGCCGAGGCUCAAAGCUACUGCAGAAACAUCUACACUGACCUGGCCACUGUUGACAACAUGAGGGACAUGAGCAGGCUGCUGGGGUCCGUCAACGGCACUUAUGGCGGCUCUGCCUGGAUCGGACUGUACGAUGACCCAAAGAACAGCUGGAAAUGGUCUCUGGAGGACCCUCAGUUCUACAAGGAAGGGGAAAAAGACUUCAGGAGAUGGUUUGAGUAUCCUCUGAAUGAACGUGGAAAUGAUUUUUGUGCGCUGAUGUUGUUCAACACUCAACCAACAUAUGAGGAAAGAUGGGUUGACCGAUCUUGCAUGGAAGAACGUCAGUUCAUUUGCUAUAAGGAGAGCAAUAAUACCACUGGGACCUACGUUCCAAUAGCCGAGUCUAAAACAUGGAUGGAUGCUCAGAGUUACUGCAGGGAACACUAUGUAGACCUGGCCAGUGUAAGGAACCAAGAGGAGAAUCUGGAGAUUUUCACGGAAACACGCAGAAGCUUUGAAAUCCAGUUUUUGGACGGAGUUUGGGGAGUUUGGAUUGGACUGUACAGGACCAGAACGUGGUCUGACAACAGCAACUCAUCAUUCACUUACUGGAGAAAAGGAGAGCCUGAUGAUGGAAAAAAUUCUAUGUUUGAGAACCUGGAUCAGCACUGCACAGCAGUGUCCUUGAAUGACUAUGGACAGUGGACAGAUGAGAACUGUUUGACCGCUCUCCCUUUCGUCUGCUACAGCUGUAAGUCCUGAUAAACAUUUUAUCUUAUGAACAUAAUACUUUAGGUAACUUUGUGCAAAAUCUUGUGAAUAUCAUUUGGUGAGAGACAGGAUCAUGUACCAUUUUACAAAUGUUCUUUAAAUACAUCUUGGAAAUGAGCGGGUGUCGCACCUGAAAAAAGUGAAAUAAUUUGAAGGGCAUAUUUUAAGAUGUUUGUGUAUUAGAUGGGUGACACCACGGUGAGUGGAGACAUCAAGCACUGUAGUUUCCAGUAAUUAUAACUAGAGACUUUGGUUUUUUUUGAGACCAUGAUUGGCCUGAGGCCUAUGACAGUCUGAUGAUAUAUGUAAUGAAACAAACAGUUCUAUUGGCUGUUGUUUAUUUAUUUAUUUAUUUACAACAUCUAAAAAGUUAAUAACUAACAUCAGAAGGAAAGUAAUACCCAGGACUGCUUUUCUUUAUGUUUUUACAACAAAUUUCACAACUCAAUCCUCCACGGCAGUGAAUUCCACAAAUGAACCCUCUACAGCAGUGAAGUCCACAACUCAACCCUCCAUGGCAGUGGAUUCUAUAACUGAACCCUUCGCAGCAGUGAAUUCUACGUUUCAACCGACAACAGCAGCAAAUUUCUCAACGCAACCCUCUACAGCAGUGAAUUCCACAGCUCGACCCUCUACAGCAGUGAAUUCCACAGCUCAACCCUCUACAGCAGUGAAUUCCACAGCUCGACCCUCUACAGCAGUGAAUUCCA
Messenger RNA from Colossoma macropomum (tambaqui), 2366 nucleotides. RefSeq names its product C-type mannose receptor 2-like. Bases 1 to 1647 code for a protein of 548 amino acids. Lineage: Eukaryota; Metazoa; Chordata; Actinopteri; Characiformes; Serrasalmidae. The record is from RefSeq and is a predicted model, not a curated record. The transcript is spliced from 5 exons.